This is a messenger RNA of Alternaria metachromatica, 1566 nucleotides long. RefSeq lists its product as uncharacterized. The coding region runs from base 1 to 1566 and encodes 521 amino acids. Gene Ontology annotation, molecular function: heme binding; iron ion binding; monooxygenase activity. The transcript is spliced from 3 exons. The record is from RefSeq and is a predicted model, not a curated record. NCBI's taxonomy places the organism in Eukaryota, Fungi, Ascomycota, Dothideomycetes, Pleosporales, Pleosporaceae.
AUGCGCCCCAUUCUUCGCUCUAUUCUUCCCAAAUCUAUCUUCGCUACCGUGGAACUUAGUAUCUGGGGCUGGGAAUUCCGGGAGAAAGCAGCGAUCCACGAGAAGCUGGGACCCGUUUUUGUCGUUGUUACUACAGGACUCAACCGGCUUGUUUGUGCGGACCCGUCCAUGGCCCAUACCAUCAUGUCUAGAAGGAGAGACUUUGUUCAUCCAGACAUUACCACCGAGACCAUGGGGUUUUUGGGUCCAAACAUUGUAACUGCUAAAGAUGAGUCCUGGUCCCGCCAGCGCCGUAUUGUCGCCCCGGCUCUGAACGAACGCAUUAGCCCAGAAGUGUGGAGAGUGAGCGUAGAACAAGCAUCUUCCAUGGCAGACCUCUUACCCUCAGUCUCCCCACCUGAUGCUGCCAAAGGGCCCGCCCAGAUAGUUCUUGGUCUUCGCACGAUCGCGAUGAACGUCCUCGGUCGUAUUGCGUAUGGGCAUGACAAGCCAUUCGCUUUAUCUCAGCCGGCGACCAAACCAUCCGCAGACAUCUCAUACGUUGAUGCUAUUUCUUUAGUCACCGACAAGCUCAUCUACGCUGCAUUUCUUCCUGCCAGCUUUCUGGGCUUGCCCUUCAUGCCGCAGGUAUCACAGCGAUUAGGUACAGCACUGAAGCGAUUGCCAGGGUUAACACAACACAUGCUCAAUCAGGAGCGCCAGAACAGUGUUUCUACAUCGCCGCAUGCUACGCAGACGACCGAGAGUCCAAAUAACAGUCGAAGCACCAUCAUGGAAGAACUUGUCCGCCUCUCAGACCAGGAGAAGAUACGGACAGACGCGUCAACGCCAGAGUCGGUGGACAAGGUUACCAAGAAGUUUCUCACCGAGGAAGAAAUCGCAGGAAACCUCUUCAUCUUCACCGCUGCUGGCUUUGACACAACCGCAAACACAAUGUCCUACGCCGUCGCGCUGCUCGCAGUGUAUCCGGAGUGGCAAGCCUGGAUCCAGACCGAGAUCGAUACUGUGCUUGGAGAACCUGACAUGUCGCCAAUAGACUAUGCAAGUGCAUUCCCGAAACUUGUUCGCUGUUUAGCUGUUAUGCUCGAGACCCUGCGCCUCUACCCGCCCGUAACUCUCCUCAUGCGAUCCAUAACCACGAGUCAGAACCUUGCCUUCGCAGACACGUCGUUCCAGAUCGCGGCUCCAUCCACCAUCUACGUCAACACAACGGCAUUGCAUACUUCACGCUCAACAUGGGGUUCUGAUGCCCUGUCCUUCAACCCCGCACGCUGGCUACAACCCGACACACCAGAGCCCACGCUCAUCACACCUGCGCAAGGAACCUUUAUGCCGUGGUCUGUCGGUCCGCGUGUAUGCCCUGGGCAGAAGAUGUCGCAGGUAGAAUUUGUAGCGGUUAUUGCGACGCUGUUUCGUAGAUGUAGUGCGCUACCAGUUGUCCGUGAAGGGGAAAGUACAGAAUUGGCGAGACAGCGCUUGCUCCAUUUGUUACAAGACAGUCAGCCGGUGUUGACGCUGCAGAUCAAUAAGCCUGAGGACGUUCAUAUACAUUGGGCUAAGCGAUGA